AUGGCUGUCGGCAGCUUCUAUUUUCCCAUUUCUGUUUACAGUUUUGGUUCUAAAGUUGUCGGUGCGCAGACCGGCAUUGUGUACAACAACGAGAUGGACGAUUUCUCCACGCCCAAUACAACCAACGGCUAUGGUAUACCCGCGUCCGAUUCCAACUUCAUCAAACACGGCAAGCGCCCCGUAUCGUCCAUGUGUCCGUCCAUCAUCGUCGAAGACGACGGCGACGUGUCUAUGGUUGUCGGAGCAUCCGGGGGAACUCGGAUUAUUACCAGCUCGGCACUGACUGUCAUAAGCGCUUUGUGGUUCAGUAAGCGGAUCAAGGCGGCCGUCGACUAUCCCAGAAUUCAUCACCAACUCGUUCCUAAAUCGCUCCGCGUAGAGGAGGGAUUCCCGCAGUAUAUACUCGACGGACUAAAGGCCAAAGGUCAUGACAUCAAGAUGUAUCCAACGGCUAAAAGUUUCGUUCAAGCUGUUCUACAGAAGGCGACUAAUAAGAUCACAGUUAACAGCGACUAUAGGAAAUACGGAAUACCAGACGGAUAUUAAACAUUUAGAGCUGCAAUGUCGUCUGUUCAUCCUGUGACGUCAUGAACUAAUGCGAAAUACAAAGUAUUCUUGCCCACUGAACAGGGUUAUCCAGCUUUUGCACGGUGCUAGAAAAAUCUGUCUGAUCCUAGGGCUAGAUAAAUCUGUCCGACCCGAGGGAUAGACGAUUUCUGCAUACGCGUGACGUCAUAACUCAUGUUUUACGACGAUUGACGUCAUAACUCAUUGUUUUCAAAAUUCUUUUUGACAUUUCACUUUGCAUCAUUGUUUUAAACAAAUAAAUAUUUUCAACUUUAUAUUUAUUGAUAAGCUGAACAUUACAUAUUUAUGUCGUUGCAUAAGGUGGACUAUAUUUUUCCGCGUAUGAUUA
Molecule: messenger RNA, 916 nt
Organism: Gigantopelta aegis
Lineage: Eukaryota; Metazoa; Mollusca; Gastropoda; Neomphalida; Peltospiridae
Product: scoloptoxin SSD20-like
Exons: 3
Coding region: 1-546 (181 amino acids)
Biological process (GO): glutathione catabolic process
Cellular component (GO): plasma membrane
Molecular function (GO): glutathione gamma-glutamate hydrolase
Source: RefSeq, a predicted model, not a curated record